AUGGAAUUCCAGUCCGAGUCCCCAAAGUUUGCUCUGCCUGUGGACUCUGAUCACAAGGCAACAGAGUUCAAAAUCUUCUCCAUAGCCAAACCGCACAUGCGAGCCUUUCACUUAGCUUGGUUCUCAUACUUCUCAUGCUUCCUCACCACUUUUGCCGCAGCACCUCUACUCCCCGUAAUCCGGGACAACCUCAACCUCACCACCACCGACAUCGGCAACGCCGGAAUCGCUUCUGUCUCCGGCGCAGUCUUUGCCCGAAUAGCAAUGGGGACUCUCUCCGACUUAUUCGGACCGCGUCUCGCCUCUGCCUCACUCCUACUCCUCACUGCACCAGCUGUCUUCUUAUUCUCAAUGGCCUCAUCCCCCAUUUCUUUUCUCUUCUUGCGUUUUUGCGUCGGCAUCUCUUUGGCCAACUUUGUUCCAACCAUGUUCUGGAUGAGCUCUAUGUUUUCGCCUCCGGUGGUCGGCACUGCAAAUGGCUUUGCCGGCGGUUGGGGAAACUUUGGUGGUGGUGCGACGCAGCUGAUCAUGCCACUUGUGUUUAGCCUCAUUCAACAUAACGUUGGUGCUGCCAAGUUCACUGCUUGGCGAAUAGCGUUCCAAAUCCCUGCCGUGUUUCAGGUGCUCUCCGCAUUUGCGAUUUUGCUGUUCGGGCAGGAUAUGCCGGACGGUAACUUCCACCGGUUGGAGAAGUCCGGUGACAAACCGAAAGACAAGUUUUCGACUGUUUUCUGGCAUGGGGUUAAAAAUUACAGAGGGUGGAUUCUGGCAUUGACUUAUGGCUAUUGCUUUGGGGUUGAGCUCACUAUGGACAAUAUCAUAGCUGAGUACUUUUACGACAGAUUCAAUCUCAAGCUUCACACUGCAGGAAUUAUAGCGGCGACUUUCGGGUUGGCCAAUAUUGUUUCUAGACCGACAGGAGGGGUUUUAUCAGAUUUGAUGGCCAGGAGGUUUGGGAUGAGGGGGAGGCUGUGGACUCUGUGGGUGCUGCAAACUUUGGGGGGUGUGUUCUGUGUGAUUCUUGGGAGAGUUGGUUCUCUGAAGGCUUCUAUUGGUGUCAUGGUUUUGUUCUCCUUGUGUUGCCAAAGUGCUUGUGGGCUUACAUAUGGAGUGGUACCUUUUGUUUCCAGAAGGUCACUAGGUGUCAUCUCUGGUAUGACAGGGGGUGGUGGAAGCUUGGGUGCAGUUCUGACCCAACUUAUUUUCUUCAAAGGAUCCAAGUAUUCGAAAGAAACAGGGAUUACUCUAAUGGGGGUCAUGAUCAUAUGCUGCACUCUCCCAAUGACUCUAAUACAUUUCCCGCAAUGGGGUGGAAUGCUGAGUGGUCCAUCAUCUAUAAACACUGCCACUGAAGAGGAGUACUACAUGUCCGAAUGGACUUCAGUGGAGAAGGAGAAAGGUUUUCAUUGUGCAAGUGUGAAAUUCGCUGAGAACAGCAGAAGCGAAAGGGGAAAGUCUGACUCUUUAACCAGGACCUCUGAUGAGGUUUCACCAACAGUACAUGUUUAA
Molecule: messenger RNA, 1509 nt
Organism: Rosa rugosa (rugosa rose)
Lineage: Eukaryota; Viridiplantae; Streptophyta; Magnoliopsida; Rosales; Rosaceae
Product: high affinity nitrate transporter 2.5-like
Exons: 2
Coding region: 1-1509 (502 amino acids)
Biological process (GO): transmembrane transport
Molecular function (GO): nitrate transmembrane transporter activity
Source: RefSeq, a predicted model, not a curated record